UCCGUCCGAAUGUUAUUGUUUUGCAUUGGUUCGAAAACUAUAGUAAAUUGCAUUCCAUAAAUUUGUGAAAAACCCCUUGUUUUUAGGGCUAAUGCCAUUCCGAUUAGCCUUAUCAAGAUGACCAUCUUCAAUCUGUACAUAUUCGACAAGUUCGGAACACUGCUCCACUACGCAGAAUGGAAUCGCACCAAGAAAUCGGGAAUCACCCGCGAGGAAGAAGCCAAACUCACCUAUGGAAUGCUCUUCUCCAUAAAGUCCUUUGUGAGCAAGAUAUCGCCACAUGAUCCGAGGGAAGGAUUCCUUUACUAUAAGACCAACCGCUACGCCCUCCAUUAUCUGGAAACUCCCUCUGGUCUAAAAUUCGUUCUCAACACGGAUACCACAGCCAUCAAUGUGAAGGAGCUCCUACAGCAACUGUACGCCAAGGUGUGGGUGGAGUUCGUGGUGCGGGAUCCACUGUGGACCCCAGGCACAGUGGUCACCUCCGAGCUGUUCCAGUCCAAGCUCGAUGAGUUCGUCAAGCAGUCACCCAUCUUUGGCAUCCGCAAUAUCUAAGCAAAUAAAUAGCUUUAAGCUCGAAUUCCCAUUACCAAGAUAUGCAAAUUCCACCUCUGAAA
Molecule: messenger RNA, 617 nt
Organism: Drosophila subpulchrella
Lineage: Eukaryota; Metazoa; Arthropoda; Insecta; Diptera; Drosophilidae
Gene: Bet5
Product: trafficking protein particle complex subunit 1
Exons: 3
Coding region: 118-555 (145 amino acids)
Biological process (GO): endoplasmic reticulum to Golgi vesicle-mediated transport
Cellular component (GO): TRAPP complex
Source: RefSeq, a predicted model, not a curated record